Molecule: messenger RNA, 624 nt
Organism: Grosmannia clavigera kw1407
Lineage: Eukaryota; Fungi; Ascomycota; Sordariomycetes; Ophiostomatales; Ophiostomataceae
Product: bap31 domain protein
Exons: 3
Coding region: 1-624 (207 amino acids)
Biological process (GO): endoplasmic reticulum to Golgi vesicle-mediated transport; intracellular protein transport
Cellular component (GO): endoplasmic reticulum; endoplasmic reticulum membrane
Source: RefSeq, a predicted model, not a curated record
AUGACCCUCUACUUCUCCUUAGUGUUUGCCCUGCUCAUGGCAGAGAUGGGCCUCUUCCUGGUGCUCAUCACCCCACUGCCGUUCGCUGCCAAGCGAAAGAUGUACAGAUUUCUCUCUGAAAAUCCCGUCGUCGCCAAAAUACAGUAUGGCAUGAAGAUCGCCUUCAUCUUCAUCCUGAUCCUGUUCGUCGACAGCGCCAACCGUGUCUAUCGCGUCCAGGUCGAGCUGUCCACCCUGGCCGAGAACGGCAACGGUGCUGCGAUCAUGGGCCGUGAGCGCCUCGAGGUCCAGGCCCGCAAGUUCUACAGCCAGCGCAACAUGUACCUCUGCGGUUUCACCCUCUUCCUGUCGCUGAUCCUCAACCGCACCUACACCUUGGUCAUCGAGGUGCUGCGCCUAGAGGAGAAGAUCAAGACCUUUGAGGGCCCCGCCGCCAAGCAUAGCGCUAAGCUGGCUGCUGCUGGGGAUGGCGAGGUCGCCAAGCUGCGCAAGGAGCUGGACAGCAAGGAUAUCGACCUGAAGACGCUCAAGAAGCAGGCCGAGGCUCUGCAGCGCGAGUACAACGAGCUGAGCGACAAGUACGCUGCCACCCAGGGCUCCGCCGGCCCGAAAAAGACCAAAUGA